This is a messenger RNA of Adineta ricciae, 2571 nucleotides long. NCBI's taxonomy places the organism in Eukaryota, Metazoa, Rotifera, Eurotatoria, Adinetida, Adinetidae. The record is from the annotation of a GenBank genome assembly.
AUGACCAUGAAAAGAUCUCUGCGAUCAUCGUUAAAUCGAUAUCAUAAUGACGAAGAAAAAAGUGAAUAUGCGAACUAUAGUAAUACAAAAAUAAUCACCUUAUUUCAAGUACCUCAGUAUGAACAUUUACAAAUCCUUAUAUGCAACGGAAAUUCUUUAACAACAUUAGCCGGUGUCGAACAUAUCAAGAGACUAUGGAAACUUGACGUCGGGAAUAAUCAAAUUCAAAGUUUACAACACUUGUCGCGUUUUAUCGCACUCGGUUCACUUAUUCUGUCAGCUAAUCAUUUACAAUGGAUUGAAUUACAGCACAUUCGUCAUAUGUUCAUACUUGACUUGAGACUCGAUGGCAAUCCUAUACUAGAUGCCGAUGCCAACUAUCGGCAACAUGUUCUCGAUUGUUUACCACGAAUUUGGAUGUGCGAUGGUAUUUUUAUUUCGACAUUGGAACGUGAACAAGUGGAUGAUUUCUUCACACAAUCAUUAUUAGCAAGAAAACCAGUGCGACGAAAGUUAGCACGCGAUAUUUUUAUGCCAACAAAUCUGAGAGAUCGUUCAGUCAAUGGAUUAUUUGGACAAAAGGCGACAGACUUGUUUGCGAAAUUUCCUAUGAACUGUUUUAUUAACGUUGAAAUUGAUAAAAAGAGAAUACGACAUUUAGCAACGACAAUGCAAGAUAUAUUCGUUACGGAAAUGAGAGCUGAUGACUCAAAAAAACAAGAAGAAUUGCUCUUGGAUGAUCGGCAACUAUUUCAUCAACUUGUGGAUCUUCGAGAGAGUCAUGUAGAAGAAUUCAAUAUGUUUCUUAUAUUACUUGUCACUCAUAUUCUAUUUCAAAUACCGGAUGAGUUAUUGAAUAAUGUUUUGGAUGUGACACAUACGAAAACAAUUGGAGAAUUGAAUCUUGAGCGGAUAUUUUCGUUGGAAAAGUCGAUACAAUGCAUGAUCGCAUCGCUUAUUCACGGCGGUACACGAAUGGAUCGAGAUGAAAAUCACCCGUCUGUUUAUCAUGAUAAACUAUUCAAUAGUCUUUCAACAAUCCUUACCAAUCAAAUCCGACAAUUCUCUACAUUGAGUUCUCAUCAACCGUAUCCCAACGCAAGCAUAUAUUCGGAAGCAAAAUCUAUGUUGUGUCUCGAAGCAAUGCAAGUAUUAAUCAUGUGUCCAUCAUUUUACAAACUCGUCGAAAAUUCAAGUGUUAAUGCGAUUUUACAACAAGCUCUGGACCGAUCACCAGCCUAUGGAAGUAUGCAAGAAAUCUUGGAUAAGCUACAGGAUGAUGAAAAAUCAGCAGAAGAACAAAGAGAUGCAUUGAGUGUUGUUCUUGGGAAUAUUCUAAAAAUGGCUAUCCGAACUUUAUCCACAAAGAAAACAAAGAAAGUCGUUGAACCACCAUUAGUAGAAGCAAAUAAAGUUGAAAAUGAAAAUACAAGUCGACGGCAACUCGAACAAAGCGUAUCGUCGCCAAAACAACUACCGCGAUCCAAUAUUCAUCGUGUUCCUGCUAUCGCCGAUCGCAUCCUAACCGCUCCACAAAGAUUUGGUCGUAUCAUAACAAUUCCUGAAACAGAUGUGGCCUUAGUUCAAUUCGAUCAUGUACUUGCUAUAAAUGGAUCUAUGAUUGCUAAUGGCUCAUUCAAUGAUCAUUCGAAUUAUGUGAAUACGAACAAUUUUGAAUGGGAUGCUGUACAUGAAUAUUGGAAACCGAAAUUAGCAUCUGGGGAUAAGAUUACACUGCACAUGUUGCCAUCGAAAGAUGAAACACCUCGAAAUAUUUCACAGUUACGAACAACUUUACUAAAAACAACAGAAUCGCCUGAAAAAGGACGGACGAUACCCAAACUAUUCGAAAUUAAUAUCAAUAAGCCAAAAGAAGCAUUUGUUGAAUCAGCGCGAGAAAUAACACCGCCACCAUCGAUGGUCGAACACGAAGAUCCACAUAACUCCAAGAAGACAUCUAUCGUCGAUCAAAAGUCAGUUGCACCUGAACAAGUUGUCAUCGAACGACCUUUGUCUGUUCGCAUCAUUAAACAAAAGCAAGAACAACAAGUAAAAGAUUCAACAUUUGCCGAAGGCCUAUCUUCAUCUCCUGUUCUCAUCGAAUCUACUCUGAUUUUCAUGCCUGAUCAAUCUCAAACACAAAUUACAGCAUUUGAUUCACAACAUCAAAUGAAUGCCUCAUCAUUCUUAGAUGAUUUUGAACACACCCAUGGUGUCUAUCGCCGCGCAACAUUACAUCGUGUACCAGUACCAGUACACAAUGCAACACAAUGGUUUAGCGGGCCAAACAUGCAAAAUGAACGUUCAGGUCGAAUGGAAAAGGUUGUUUCAUCGCUUUUUCGACGAUCGUUUCGCUCUAUUUCAACUUACUCAAUGCCACGUGUACCAACGCUAACUUCACCAUCAUCAAGGGAGCAUGCUCUAUACAAAGGUGUUCGUCCAGGAACAUUUCAAGAUUUCAGUAUCGAAAGUCAACGUGUAACUCCUGCACCACUUUCUCUCAGUCGACAACUCCGAUCUGCUAAAAGUCGAUAUACGCCAUCAGCACGCUUAUACGACUUCAGUAAUUGA